This is a messenger RNA of Lachancea lanzarotensis, 1671 nucleotides long. RefSeq names its product LALA0S04e02850g1_1 (gene DTR1). The coding region runs from base 1 to 1671 and encodes 556 amino acids. The record is from RefSeq and is a predicted model, not a curated record. NCBI's taxonomy places the organism in Eukaryota, Fungi, Ascomycota, Saccharomycetes, Saccharomycetales, Saccharomycetaceae. The transcript has a single exon. Gene Ontology annotation, biological process: amine transport; transmembrane transport. Gene Ontology annotation, molecular function: amine transmembrane transporter activity.
AUGCAAAAGCCGAAACCUGGCGCUGAGGAAAUCACGAACUGGGAGCUCAUGAGUUCCGCCAUGCUUAAUUCUGAAGCAAGUUUCGAAGUACAGAAGCACUCUAAGGAGGGCAAUAUGCCCGAAAGGAACCCUCAAAGUACUGAUGACAACAAUAAGGAAGUGAAAGCAUCUGAAUUCACAAAAGAAGAUGCGACACCGGAAGAAGUUUCAAACAAAGACCCUUCUGCAGAACAAAAUAUUGCAGAAGAAAUCAAACCACCGCCUUACAGUGCUUUCUCGAAUCGUGAGAAAUUUAUCAUAUUUGUCGUUAUUGUCUACAUUGGAUUUUUGGGUCCACUGUCGGGCAACAUUUACAUUCCAGCAUUACCGAUAUUACAAAACAUUUUCAAUCUCUCUGCCACAGCCAUCAAUGCAACGGUUUCUGUUUUCAUGGCGGUAUUUGCAGUUGGUCCUUUAUUUUGGGCUAGUUUUGCUGACUUUGGAGGACGCAAGAUUUUGUACAUGAUUUCACUAGCGCUGACGGUCGUAAUCAAUGUUCUGCUGGCAGCCGUUCCGGUGAAUGUCGGUGCUCUGUUUUUCUUGCGUAUUAUGCAAGCGUUUGCUUCGAGUUCGGUCAUGGCGUUGGGAGCCGGAACGGUAAGCGAUAUAUGUGCACCAAAAGAAAGAGGUAAGGGCAUUGCAUACUUCAUGCUUGGACCUAAUAUGGGUCCGAUUGUAGCCCCAAUAAUUGCAGGAUUGAUAUUAAUGCACGGAUCAUACUGGAGGUGGUUAUUUGGAUUCACCAGUAUCAUGUCCGGUGUAGGACUGAUUGUAGUUAUUGUACUCCUUCCAGAAACGCUUCGUUGCAUCGUUGGAAAUGGAGAUACUCGAUGGGUUGAUUCGCACUCGAUGAGCACUGGGUCAGAAAUGAGAGGUCUGGCAGGAGCGAAAAUACUAAUUUGCAGUGACAUUGGACUUUUGAAGCCUGUGGCAGAAUCUCCCGAAUUCCAGCGCUUGUAUCCACGACCCCCAAAACCAAGUCUAAAAGUGUAUUGGAGCCUAGUUACAUUUCCUCCAGUUCUUAUUUGCUCGUUGACAACUGCUAUUUUAUUCGCGGCGUACUAUGCUUUUAGUGUGACGUUCUCGCAUUUCCUUCGUGAAAAGUACUUUUUGUCCAAUCUUCAAAUCGGAGCAUGCUACGUGUGCCCUGGAAUAGCUCUCCUACUUGGAUCUGUUUCAGGUGGACACCUUUCAGAUUAUUUUAGACUUCUUUGGAUAAAGCGUCAUCCCAACCAAACCUUUCCUGGCGAAAAACGGCUAGUUUUGCAAUUGUGGGGGUUGUUACUCAAUAUCUGCGGAUGCAUCGGAUACGGAUGGUGCAUCCAAUUUCACCAUCACUUGGCUGUCGUUUUAGUGUUUUCGUUUUUCACUGCAUUUGGGAUGACUUGGUGUUCGAAUACGAGCAUGACGUAUUUGACGGAAUGCAUUCCCAAGAGAGCGGCUGGAACCGUUGCGGUGGGUAGUUUUUUCAGAAAUCUUGCAGCUGGUGUGAGCUCUGUUAUUAUUAUGAAACUGUGUGACGAGAUGGGGGUGGGUUGGUGUUUCACUGGACUUGCAUUUUGUGACGUCGCCUCUAUGGCAGGAAUCGUUUACCUUAUCACGAGCGGUUCUAGAUGGCAACAAAAUCGAUGA